GCUUAACGGUCGUUCUCUCCCCACCGUUCUCCGUCUUCCUUUUUCUACCGCUCUCGAGUCACGUGCAUUCCGCGCUCUCUCCUUUUCUCUUUCCCUCUCUCUCUCUCUCUCUCUCGCUGCACGCUCGCUCUCGCUCUUUCUCUCUCUCUCUCUCUCUUCCUCUCUGCCCGUCCGUCUAACAACAGCAAUGGAGCCUGCGAGUGGACAAAAGGUCGGUGAGAUUUUCACCGCGGCCGGAGCUGCCUUCAACAAGCUCGGCGAGCUGACGAUGCAACUGCAUCCAACGACGGACUCACCGGCAGGUAAAUGGACUGACGAGGAAAUUGAGAUGCUCCGUCACUCGGUAAAGACCUUCAGCGAAGACUUGAACAAAAUAAGCGAACACAUCAAGGGACGAACGGUCUCGCAGAUUCGGACAACGUUGAAGAAGAAAGCGUUCGAGGAAGCGGGUGUGCCGAUAAGACAGCAAACUCAACAGUCUACGGUGGUGCAACAGCAGGGAUCCAAACAACAGCAGAGCGGCGGUAAUCAAGGUCUGAUCGGAAAGUCCGCGGAAGUUACAUUGAAUAUGUUAAAUGCACCCGAAUCGGAGGUGGACGUCGAAGGACUGCCCGAGGAUUGUCAAGUGAAGCUCGAAUUCGAAGGUGCCACGGAAGAGGUAGCUUCCUAACUUUCCACGACGUAUUAUCCACGCUCAUUAUUUUAACCUACGAGUCGGAAGCGAAGCUGCGAUCGAUCUUGUACGCUCGAUUGGGCCGAGUCCGAAGCGAAUACGAUAAAAAGAUCUUUUUCAAAUAAACUUUAUCGAAAAAAAAAAAAAAA
Molecule: messenger RNA, 822 nt
Organism: Vespula vulgaris
Lineage: Eukaryota; Metazoa; Arthropoda; Insecta; Hymenoptera; Vespidae
Product: chromatin complexes subunit BAP18
Exons: 4
Coding region: 188-670 (160 amino acids)
Cellular component (GO): MLL1 complex; NURF complex
Source: RefSeq, a predicted model, not a curated record